Messenger RNA from Hibiscus syriacus, 405 nucleotides. RefSeq lists its product as uncharacterized. The record is from RefSeq and is a predicted model, not a curated record. The transcript has a single exon. NCBI's taxonomy places the organism in Eukaryota, Viridiplantae, Streptophyta, Magnoliopsida, Malvales, Malvaceae. The coding region runs from base 1 to 405 and encodes 134 amino acids.
AUGGCUAUUCCUGACAGAUUGCCUACUGUUAAUAGACUUGCUCGAAUGGGGAUUGGGGUGGAAGAUAAAUGCAGGUCGUGUGGAACUAAGGCUGAGACCCGCAGUCACAUCUUUUUUGGAUGCUCCUUUUCAAAGGCUGUUUGGGAGGUGAUUACCCGGUUAUGUAAUGUUGACCGAAUGGUGGGGUGCUGGGACGAGGAACUGAAUUGGGCCAUCUCUCGGUUUAAAGGCAAAACCCUCUUUGUGUCUAUAUUUAGAAUAGCUUGGUGUGCAUCUGUAUACUGUAUAUGGGAGGAAAGAAAUCAUAGGCAGUUUAAGGGCAUUAGUAGAGAUGUUGAUAGUGUGGUUAGCGGUAUUAAAGAAAUUGUUAGGCUGAAGUCAACUCGUUUUGUCAUAAAAAAAUAG